AGAGAGAGCAAAGGCCCUGUAGCAACAGCUGAGACAAAAAAUAGAGCGAGAGAAAAAGAGAGAAGCAGAGUUUUUACUCAUAUUUCAUAUGAAAUAGUUAGUCACACGAAAGACACCACCAGGAGCAACUUGCAUCUUGUCUACAAGAGAACAAAGCCACUUUCUUUACCUGAGCCCAUAAGAAGUGCUACAAUGAGGACACCAGUCAUUCCGGCUACCCUUCUUCUUUUGGUACUAGGCCUGGCAUGGGCCCAGAACCCACUAAAGAAGCACCCAGCUCCGCCAAAAACGACAAAGGCACCGUGCUGUGAAGAUGUACGAGCCUUGAAGGUUCAGGUGGCCAACCUCACCAGCCUGCUAGAGGAGUUGAGCAAGAAGCAGGAGGCAGAUCGGAUGACUUUGGUAAAGCAAGUGAUGGAGCUAGAAAAGCUGAACCAGCAACAGGAGGCCAGAGUUACUGAAGCAGAAAGCAAGUAUUCAGAGAUCAACAACCGCGUGGACAUUAUGCAGUUUCAAGCCAUGCAAGGUGCCCCGCAAACAACCUCAGAGGCGAUCUAUGACUGUGCAUCCCUAUACAACAAGAACUACAGAAUUUCUGGGCAUUAUAAAUUGCCCAAAGAUGAAUUUCUGGGAACACCAGAAUUGGAGGUGUUCUGUGAUAUGGAGAAAAAUGGAGGUGGAUGGACGGUCAUCCAAAGACGCAGAGUAGGCCUGACCAGCUUUGACCGGGAUUGGAAGCAGUACAAGAAUGGCUUUGGUACAAUCAAUGGGGACUUCUGGCUUGGCAAUGAGAACAUCUUUCGUCUGACCCGUCAGCCCACAGUUCUCCGUAUAGACAUGGAGGACUGGGAGGGAACAACACGAUACGCUCAAUAUGGCUUCUUUACGUUGAGCAAUGAGCUGAACAGCUACAAGCUACUUAUUGCCAACUACAGCGGGAAUGCUGGGGACUCACUCCGCUACCACAACAACACCAACUUUAGCACCAAGAACAAGGACAAUGACAAGUGUGUGGAUGACUGUGCCCAACUUCGCAAAGGUGGCUACUGGUACAACUGCUGCACAGACUCAAACCUGAAUGGUGUGUUCUAUCGAUAUGGGAUGCACACCAAGGGCUCGGAUGGCAUCACUUGGUAUGGCUGGCACGGACCAAACUACUCCCUCAAACGAGUGGAGAUGAAGAUCCGACCCCAGAACUUCACUCCUUAAGUUAAAUUAACUGCCCUUGCUUACCAUAACCACAUGCAAACCUUAUGCAAUAAAAACUAAUGUCUUCUGUCUUUACCUGGGUAAAAAAACAUCUCUAUGCAUUUGUUUUCUUGCAGAAUGUUCCUGGAUUGAAUGAGUGAUGAGUGAUGUAUGAUUGUAAAGUGCUGUUGUUUUGAUAUUUAUCUCAAAUAUUCUAUUUUCAUUAAGCUUUUUUCUUCUAGACUGUUCAUUCAUCAAUAAGCAAGAAGUUCCUCAUAUCUGGGUUAUGUUAAAUAAAGUAGGCAUGUUUAUCAGAAUAAUUCAUGUCUUUAACAGAGUAGGUCUUAUUUUAAAAUAAAAAUAAAAAAAAACUUUGGAUACUUUAUUAAAAUGUUAAAAAUAAAUUUACUUUUGGUAAAUUGAGUAAUCGAUUACACUGAAUUGUGUAAAAUGUAAAAUGUGUACAGUUCUAUAUACAACUGAAUGAUUAAUUAAAUUGUAUUUUUAAAAA
Messenger RNA from Clarias gariepinus (North African catfish), 1699 nucleotides. It is a transcript of the gene angptl7, whose product is annotated as angiopoietin-like 7. The transcript is spliced from 5 exons. The coding region runs from base 193 to 1209 and encodes 338 amino acids. Lineage: Eukaryota; Metazoa; Chordata; Actinopteri; Siluriformes; Clariidae. The record is from RefSeq and is a predicted model, not a curated record.